Messenger RNA from Hyaloperonospora brassicae, 2001 nucleotides. NCBI's taxonomy places the organism in Eukaryota, Oomycota, Peronosporomycetes, Peronosporales, Peronosporaceae. The record is from the annotation of a GenBank genome assembly.
AUGAAUACGGAAGCGCUGUCCCCGCCGAGGAAGCGCGCGCGUCUCCGCGCCGAAGAAGAAGCGACGACGACGACGGACAUGGCCAUGACCAGGACACCGCGUCGUCCGUCUGUCUCGUCUCCACCGCCCGCAGACGCUGCGCCUGGUCGCGCGUUUUCUCCCCCACUGUCUCCAGACGCCGCGACGUUCUUUCCCGAAGCUUCUCGACCACGAAACGACGCCCAUGACGAAGUUGAAGCAGACGAAGCAGACGACGCGCAGCUGCGCUCGAGUUUGGCCAUGUCGUCGUUUCUGGUGUUGGCACGUAGCCGACUCGACGCCCUGACAGCGGCCGAGUCGCCGGUGGUGGACCGUGAGGCGGCUGCAGGGUCUACUGGAGCGCUGGAAGCCAUCAGCAGCAGUGGAGAGGCACUUGGCGACGAGCCCAUGCCGUUGGUCGCGGCGGGAGCGGCCGAAGAGUCGACAACCGACGAUGAAGAGCUCCAGCAGCUCUCGAUGGUCCGUCUGGAUCCUUCGUCGGGCAGCGUCAUGUUGGGCGUUACUUCGCGCGGGACUACAGUGGUUGAGCUCGCGUACGACGACGUGGUCUCGUUUCUGUUUACCAUGGCCAAAGAGCAGAAGACAGAGGAGCUGCACAAGGGCAUGCGCACGGUGAUGAAAGCCGACAACGCGCACGAACUGCUGCCCAAGUUAUUGCGGGCGGAAGACGAGACAGGCCUGACGCUCUUGAUGAUUGGCGUGCGUGGGAACGACCAAGUGUUUUGUAAUAUGCUACUGGAGGCAGGCGCCGACGUCAACUCGAAGACGAAGAAGCGCACGUACGCAUUGCUGCUUGCAGCGCAAAAGGGCUGGGAAGACAUGACGAUGUUCCUGCUGGAGCGUGGCGUGAACGAAGAAUCGAGAAACAUGGCACUUAUUCCAGCAGCUCAUUUCGGUCAUUUAUCGGUUGUCAAGAUGCUUUUGGAGACUGGAGGCGACCAGAACUAUGCCAAUAAGAAAGGCACGACUCCGCUGAUGCGGGCAGCACAGGAAGGACGCGAGGGAGUCGUUGGGUUUCUGAUCAUGAAAGGGGCCGACCCGUGUGCUGCGAACAACGAAGGCAUGACAGCGCUCAUGUUGGCUGCACAGCGAGGGCACGCCAAUAUCGCCACAAUGCUCAUGAAGUCGGGUUCAAACGUGAAUAAACAGACCCGGCAAGGCAGUACCGCGCUGUUGCUAGCUGCCAAGCGUGGCCACACUGCUGCCGUCGAAGCGCUGAUGACAGCUGGUGCUGACAUUUUCCUGAAAGACGACCGGGACAAGACAGCGGCCGAGACGGCACAGCGACGAGGACACGUGGACUUGUUUUUGAAGAUUUCGGUGCAGAACCAGCUCCGGUUGAUGCGAGAGGAUCUCCGACGGCAAAGGUGCCACACGCUCAUGCGCUUGUCGACGCUGUACGUGCAGUCGCGCGCCGAGCUGAUCCCGGCGUUCAAGAACCCGAAGCGGCAGCAGCACAAUACGUUGCUGGACCGUACGUUGCGCUUGCCAAAGCCGCUCUUGCAAGACAUUGCUCUAUUUUUGCCGCUCUGCCGCAUGUGGGACCGCCAGCUCCGUUACCUUCGAUACGAAACGGCGUCGCAGCCCAAUCGCGUGGUGCAGCAAGGCAUUCGCAUCUUGGACGAGGUGCUGCUGAGCGUGAGUUUGGAGAUGCGGCCGAGUUUGCACUGUAUCAAGCUCGAGUGUGGCGGACCGCUGCACGUGACUGGUCAGCUGGGGCUACUGCGCGACAGCAAAGAGUACCGCGGGUUGUUUACAGCCGAGUCACGCACUCCGCUGUGUCCGCGCAUGGUGCAUCAGUUGCGGCGCAUGGCCGAUAUCCAGGGCGCGUUGUCGACGUACGCUGCCGGCUCAGCGAUUCAGUUUGGCGUGGAAGUGGCGCAGGAUGUGGUGGCAUUGCUCACUGACCUGCUGAACUGGGACAGUGGUCGCGUGUACCAGCAAGCCGAGCUGCUGGAGUGA